Molecule: messenger RNA, 702 nt
Organism: [Torrubiella] hemipterigena
Lineage: Eukaryota; Fungi; Ascomycota; Sordariomycetes; Hypocreales; Clavicipitaceae
Source: the annotation of a GenBank genome assembly
AUGAGUGACGACCAAGUACCACGGCUCAUUCGGCGCCCGAUGCCCAAUGCCGUCGCAUACGAUCUCAUGACGCCCGGCAAGGUCAUCAUCACACUACCCCCCGGAUCUACCUGGACAAGCGGUCUUCACUGGCACGAAUCCCACACAGAAUACCUCACACUCCUCCACGGCAGCAUCCGCCUACGUCUCGGGAGCGCAGACGACGAGCGCAUUGUCACCGCAGCACCCGGCCACCAGCCGCAAAUCAAAAUCGAAAGAAACCAAUGGCACGAAUGGCGCCGGGCAUCUCCCGACGGCGACGAGGUCGUUGUUUCAGAGACGACGGAUCCGGCAGAUGGCCAAAAGGCCAUUUUCUUCUGGAAUCUCAACGGCGUACUACUCAAUGUUCCGCGCAUAGCAGGCGACAGCAAGACGUUUAUUGGCAAAUGCCCUGCGGCGUUCCAGGCUGCCCUUGUCGACUUCUGGAUCACGCUGAACCUCUAUGUCAUUUUUCACUAUCUCGACAAUAUCCCCGUGCUGUUUCAGUUUUCCCCGAGUUUCAACUUGUUGGAUUGGGUCGCGUCUCGUCUAAUCCUGUUUCUCGCGGCUCAGCUUGGCUGGUUGAUGAAUGCGCGACCAGUUAGGCUAAAGUAUACACCGGCAAAAGAAUAUGCCGAAUGGAUGAGAACAACACAAAGUGGAAAGUCAAAUAAAACGGAGUAA